AGAGUGACACCUCUUGAAAGUCUCCCCCUCUCUGGGUGGAGAGUUGCUUUAGCACCUGGUCACACCUGCCAGGUGACGUCCGACUUCGCCAGUGGGGGAAACAACCGAGCUCGUAGCGAGCCCGCUCCCUGUAAACAGACUCACGGAUCGUUUCGAGGGGGGGGAGGGAUGUGACCGAGUUAAAAACAGGGAAAACAAGGAAAAUGACUUUUAGCAACCUGAAGAAAAUUUGCUAACAGUCGGACUCUUGACAGUGCAACUGGUAUUGACUGAGAAGAGAGAGAACUGGAUUUUAAAACUCAAGUUUUACAAGAAUGUCUGACCAAGGUGGUUUAGUCUCAGAAUUAAUUAAAGAAGCGGCACUUUCACCUGAUGGUUCAACCGCAGAGCCACAAAUAGCAGGAAGUAAAAAGCCGCAAGAGAGCAACAGUGUUGAGGAAAGAAACAAGAUUACAGACGAGGAGGAGGAAGAAGAAGAGGAUGUGUUGAAGGAGGAGAAAGAUCAAGAAGAGGACAAGGAGGAGGAAGUGACCAGCUCUGCUCUUCUGGAGCCGAGCACGUUGCCAUGGCCUGGAGACAAAGACAAGAGGCCUCAGGCGGACAACGAUGAUGGAAUCUGGUCAGAAAAAGAAGUUUCAGAGCCCGAAGAGCGGGACAAGGGGGUCAGUGGAGGAAGCCAAGACCCGUCAGAGGAGCAGAGUCAGGCGGAGAGCGACAGGAAGAGCAAAGCCAAGUGGAGGGAGAGCAUGCCUGAGGGAGAGAGGUGGAGGGACGAUGAGAUGGAGGAGCGGCGAGACGAUAAGGGGGACAGCUCACUGGCAGAUGAUGAAGCUGAGGAGGAGGAGGGGGAAGUAGAAGAAGGAGAGUCAAAAUGGAUCUCAGAGAAAGGUGGUCUGGGUUUCAUUCCACAAGUCACGAUUGUGUGUCCGUCCAGCAAAGAGCUUCCAGAGAAGAGCCAGCUCUUCAUAGAGAAGGACGUCGAGAAGGAGCCGCAGGUGGAGCCCGACUCGGCAGCGCAGUUCUACCCCGAGUGGACGGAGCAGGACGACAAGUACUACCUGUGUGAGCAUCCGUGCUGUGAAAACCUGAGGCUGGCUCUAGCGACGGCUGCAGCAGGGCUCCUCUUCCCGCUCCUGGUGUGGGGAGGUUACAAACUCCUUCCUUUUGACUCCCCGCUGCUGGAGAGCGCCCCCCUCCGGGUGGUGUACACGCUACGCUGCUCCUUCUUCGCCACCAUCCCCAUCCUCCUCGGUGUGGUGGUGCAGGGCGUGGCCCGGCUGCGUUACAGCGCGCUGGAGCCGCUCUAUCAGAGUAAACUGGUGAACAGGGAGGUCGCCGUGCAUUGGCACUACGUCAACGAAUCACUGGCCCUCUUCCUCUUCUACUUCCUGCAGCUCACCAUCAUGGCAACCUACAUCAGCCAGGAGCUGGUCAAACUGGUGCCGCUGCUCACCAUCAUAUUUGUUUUUGGCAGGCUGAUCUACUGGCUCUGCCUCUCUCUGGGCAGCAGCAUCCGAGGCCUCGGCUUCGGCUUCUCCUUCUUCCCCAUACUGGUCAUGCUGGGCGUCAACUUCUACUACGUCUGUUCGUCCGUAGGACAAGGGGUGGUCUUCGACGUAGCACCGCCCACGACGGCUCCUCCUCCCAGGCAGCGUUGGUGGGGUUAAAGGCCGACGUCCGAAAAGGGGCUGAGGAGCUAGGAGACAAGGGACGACUCCAAGCGGCUUAAACAUCGUGACGCAAACACUAAGAAAAGUUGGCUCGUUCUUUUGGUGGCUUUUAAAGUUGUAAUCCUUAAGAUUUCAGUCCUGGUUGAUUUGGUGCCACCUCUGGCUACUGAUGGUAACGGCAAGUGCGGUUUAAUACUACAGCAAACACUCCUAGAACAGUGUUGUCAGAAACACAACAGAAGAGGGAGGGAGCAGUGUAUCAGUUACAGAGUAGCUAAACAAACUCAUGUUGCUGUUUUUAAUCAAGAAGUCAGUCAAUCUCAAUUAAUCAGAUCGAAACGAUUUAAUUUAAUCAGAAAUUUAUAAAAAAAAAUCUGACGAAAAAAUGCAGGAAAUGACUUGGCUUUUUUUUUUUUGUAGGCACAUUUUAGAUGAACAUGUUACGUUUGCUGUGGCUGCUUCCCCAUAAAAAGCCACCCCGUGUUUCGCUAGUUGAAUGCUUUUAAUGUGAAGCAGCAGUAGGAAAGCAGUAACUUAAUUACUAACCAGUGUGGUGUAAAGAGAGCAAACAGUUAACACUGUUCUCGGUGAGAUCAAAUUUUGCCGGAUUAUAUACAUGCAUCGUUUCCUGUGAAUCACAUAGGCAAUGUAAAUCCAGGGCAGAAAUGGUGGCACUUAAUUACUGAAUGUAAAUAGAUUAAAUUCCAGUUGCAGGAAGAAUGCCAACCAUUAAUAGUACCAAAACUGGGGUUUGAUCUCAUGAAAAUCUUAAGGAUUAUAACUUUUAUUGUUUGAUAAUUGCUCUCUUCACAAAGAAAUCAAUGAUAUGAAAGAGGCUGGGAGUAAAUUUGGAGCUCAGAUUGUACUCUCUGUAUGUUUAAAAAAAAAAUUAUUCACAUGGUAGUUGGACAGGAAAUUACUCAAAAAAAAAGAAAAAUUAAAACUACAGAGAUGUGGCCUUAAGAAGGCCUUUUCUCACAAUGCGUGUUUACUGAUUUUGUGCCAUUUAUCUUCCAUGACAAACCUUUACACGGCCUCUAACGUCUUCUCGUCUUGAACUGAUUAAAACGAGUUUUGAGGCCAAAUAGUUUCAGUAUGAGGCAUCCGGUGUUUAGAUGUGAUGCAGCAAAACGCAGACAUGGAAAAAACACAUGCAACCUGAAAACUGUCAGUUAUGGGCACUCAAUCAAUAGAGCUGGAUAUCAAAGUAAAAUAUUGAAGGGUUACAUUAGAUUUUUUUUUAUGAGGUUGAUUGAUUAGCAUUAAGUUGUUUUAUGAAUUUAUCAUUUUAUUUAGUUGUUGCACAACCAGUACUAGUGGUAAUCUUUAAACUUUAUAUUUAUAACAGACUGUUAAAUGCAUCUUUGUUUUGCUGAUCAAAGGCUUUUGUUUACAGCAACAAAAAAAUUCUGGGCUAUUUUUGGAUAGUUUCUUUGCUUUCCGUUGAGGGCUCCUUCACAGUGUAUGAAUGAAUAUGUAUUUAAAAUGAAUAUGAUCAAUAUAUCGGAUAUUGAAUGAGUAAAAUAAAGCUUCAUUAUCAAAUAUGA
Messenger RNA from Xiphias gladius (swordfish), 3217 nucleotides. RefSeq names its product transmembrane protein 79a (gene tmem79a). Lineage: Eukaryota; Metazoa; Chordata; Actinopteri; Istiophoriformes; Xiphiidae. The coding region runs from base 315 to 1667 and encodes 450 amino acids. Gene Ontology annotation, biological process: regulated exocytosis. The transcript is spliced from 5 exons. Gene Ontology annotation, cellular component: lysosomal membrane; trans-Golgi network membrane. The record is from RefSeq and is a predicted model, not a curated record.